Habropoda laboriosa is the source of this 1818-nucleotide messenger RNA. RefSeq lists its product as uncharacterized. The record is from RefSeq and is a predicted model, not a curated record. Bases 1 to 1818 code for a protein of 605 amino acids. NCBI's taxonomy places the organism in Eukaryota, Metazoa, Arthropoda, Insecta, Hymenoptera, Apidae. The transcript has 13 exons.
AUGAGGCUUAGAGGAACGCUCGUGUUGUUGGUCAUUGCGAGUGCAGUCUACAGUCAAAAUGCGACUGUGAUCACGAGUGACGGCCUUCAAGGUUACGACCCCCAGUUCAUGGUCGGCUGUUACUUUCCCGCGGAAUUUCAGGGUGAGUUCGUGACACAGGUGAGCGGAAAGGAAGCGAGCGAUACGAGCAACGAGCCCAUUCAAUAUUCCACCAUCAACAUCACGUUCAACGCGAUCCAUGUGUGGGGCUACUGCCACAAAAGGGUCGGCGAUAACGUGCUGCUAAUGGACAGGUACGGUGAUGGCGACUGUAUCCGAUGCUUCCGGUUGAUGCGGAGAUCACGCAAUGUUAUAGAGGUAUUCUCGGAAGAUCUGAAUAGAUGUUACACCUCUGCGGCCACUGCAUUGGCCUCCUGUGAUAAAUUGAAUUCUACGUCCAUCUUGUAUCGUACCAGGGAAAUUGGGAAUGUUCUUAUCAGAAAUGAAUAUUGUCCAAUAACUGGUCAGUAUCACUUCAAAUACAGUCUGAAUAAUAGAUCUGAGAAUGCUAUAGAGUGUAACAGCUUCUCAUCUUCCUUCAACAAUUGUCCUGAUGGCUCUAUUUUAAGAUUGCACUUCAAUCAUUGCAGCUUUGAGUCUCACACAAAUCUUACAUUUAAUUGCUUGGGCAACUGGCCUGGUCCAAAUGGCUCCACUUAUUUUGCUCUGAUGGACAGCAGUGCAGUCUGUGAGGGUAGACCACAGUAUAGGUGUGGGUUGUUCCAUGUUGACAAUAAAAAAGGAAAGACAUACAUGGCACUUAGCAGUGAUUCCAGCUGUACACAAAAUUUGGAGAAUUCCACUAAUGGAUAUGAGACACUAGUCCUUAGUAAAAUUCCAAAUCAAAAAAAAAUGCCAAAUUAUGUGAAGACUCAUGUGGCAACAUUUCCAAAAUGGGCCCAAGGUUUAUGGGAAGAGUCUCUGAUUGUUAAUGGUACUAUGACUUUCACUGAUCUUAAUGGCUAUAAUAGUUACACAUUCAUUACCGUGGAUUCAAACGAAGAAACUGGUCGCUACAUCGUUUAUUCCAAAGAUCAAUGUGAACAAGCAGCUUAUCUGUGUCUAAUGAUGAGGCAAAGAAGCGAAAAUGUAUUAGAAUUCACGAUAGGAGUAGUGUUAAGUCCAGUCUAUCAACAUUAUCUAUGUGAUGAUCCAAACUUAGAUAAACCAGUUUGGAUGACACAAGCGCGGAUCGAACGUGCGGUAGAAUCGCCAUGUCCAAUUACUGGCCAGUAUAUGGGGAUGAUAACUGACUUGUCAGGGAUGUGCGCUGAGUUGAGUAGCAAUUGCAACACACGCGAAAUAAUGUACUUUAAAGUCACUGACUGUGAGUCUGGUGAACUCUAUGAAGAACGGGCAUACUUAUGCUUAGGACAGUGGGAAGAAAAAGGUGUCAUGUAUGCAUAUACUAUGAGAAAUGAUACGGGUACGAACGAAUGUUUCGUUGGUUUAAUUGUCAACGAUGAAGAAAUAUAUAUCAAGGAAGCAGGCGAUCAUUGCAUUAGAAAUAUUGAUCCGAAGAAGGAAGGAAUGCGUUUGUAUAAGAAAGGCCAAUGUUAUGGAAAUUCUCCAAGUCCUGCUCCAACACCAAUGAAGCCAAUACCUCACAAUCCAAUAAUGAAAAUCACAACGACUCCACGAUCGAGGGUGUUAGGUACUCCCAGUAUAUCAGGGAAUAGGAUUCCGUCGUUUGCUUCGAGGAAAGCAGCUGGAUCUUACGGUUUUGUGUUAUUUAUAAUGCUACUUACGUUUUGUAGAAACACAUACAUGUAUAUUUGA